GUUUAGGGAUAGUUCAGUAUUCCGACACAUUCAUGUAGUAACAGCUGUUGAAGCGAGAGUUUAAUUUGUAUUUUAAAACGUCUCACUAGAGAUAUGGGGUAGUCGCAUUUGUUUUAGAGACAAGUAUUCGACAUUCGCAUGAUUUUCAAACAUGUUCGCUUCUUCUAAACGUGGUUUGUUCCAGUCGGAAGAAUGUUCCGGUAAUGGAAGUCAUUUUUUUGCUCUAAAUAACAUUAAAACUACAAAACGGCACGAAGUCAGCGAGAGUUUGCUAAGUUUAGCAAAUGAAGAAGACGACGAUGUACACUUUGACACUUCAGACACAGAUAAUAACAACGAGGUGUUGAUGGCUGGUCAACAUUAUCCGUCCAUCCAUGAGUUUGCCUCUGCCAUUCCCAACCAUCUACUCCUGGGAUCGCUUCUGGAGCAUCUGUGCUUUGUCUAUGAGAGUAACCCUUCACGGGCACAUGUGCUGUUUAAGGUCAUUGGCCAGCGUUUAGCAGCCAUGAACCUCCUCUCUCCACUGGCCAUAAGUGAUGAGUUCAGCACAGUCAGACUGCAGCACAACCGGGCCUUCACAGAGCUGCUUAAUGCUGCCACUUCUUCAUUGUACCCACAGAAUCUUGCUGCAAGCCCACACAAUCCUUCUGUAAGGCCAAAAGAAGGACUAUUUCAGGCUCAGACAUCACGAUACAUCAGUGAGUUUGAAGAAAUCUGUCGCCUUGGUAAAGGAUCAUAUGGGCAUGUUUUUAAGGUGAUGAACAAACUGGAUGGACAACAUUAUGCUGUGAAGAAAAUUCUAAUCAAAAAAGUGUCCAAGGAUGACUGUAUGAAGGUGCUCAGGGAAGUAAAGGUGUUGUCCAGUCUUCAUCAUGUCAACGUAGUUGGUUAUCACACUGCUUGGAUGGAGCAUGUACAACCGACUGCAAGUCCUACAGAGCCUCAUCUGCCUGCACUGGAGUCACCUGCAGAACGUGACAGUCCUGGUGGGCAGAGCCCUGACAACAGCAGCCAUGGCUCCUCCAUAGUUUUCCAAAGCCUCAGUCAAGAAACUUCAGCUGCUGCUGCUGCCACCGUAACAAUUGAUGACUCUGAAAGCGACAAAAAAUCAGUCCAAGCUCUAGUCCCAACUCUAGAUGUGGGCCAGAUAGUGUGUCCCAAGACCAGACAUGGCAUACCUGAGAACUUUGUUCCCUGUGUCUUCCUGGGAAAGAGGACUCCCCUGAAAAGCUCCAAAUGUCCUGCCAUGGGCUGGGACAGCUCUGUGUUGUUGGAGGAGGAGUCCAGCAGGAGCAGCAUGGAGCUGAACAACAACUCCUGUAUUGACAAAGACUGUUUGCAGUGGACUGACCAGCGCUCACACAAGUCUUCUAAUGAUGUGCAGUUCCAGCUGAUGCUCUACAUCCAGAUGCAGCUAUGUGAACGUUCACUGAAGGAGUGGAUCUCUGAGAGGAACGCCAGGCCCAGGGGUGAAGGAAACAAAGGUCAGAUACUUUAAAAAUACAACAUUUGUCUUGCAUUAUGUUAUGUCAUGGCAGAUAUGAGGCGCCACCACAGAAGGGCACCAAAGCACAGUUUGACCACACCUGCAAAAACGUUAAAAGCAGCAGGUCUUUGUCUUAAUGAAUGUCACCACCUUUGGAGUGUGUUCAUGUAAAUGAUCUGCCUCUCACAGAGUGUUACAAUCCAAAAUACUUUUAUUACGGUACCUUUUUUUUCUCAGUAGGUCAACACUCCUUGUAACACUAUGAUAUUUAGCCUGGAGGUUGUGGCAAAAAAAAGUCAUUUUUCAUUGGAUACAAAGUUAAACGGAUUUUGUUGAAAGAUUUACUUUUCUGCUUUCAGAGGGAUGUGUUACUGGAUAGUUUACUC
Molecule: messenger RNA, 1872 nt
Organism: Cynoglossus semilaevis (tongue sole)
Lineage: Eukaryota; Metazoa; Chordata; Actinopteri; Pleuronectiformes; Cynoglossidae
Gene: eif2ak1
Product: eukaryotic translation initiation factor 2-alpha kinase 1
Exons: 10
Coding region: 152-1498 (448 amino acids)
Biological process (GO): regulation of translational initiation by eIF2 alpha phosphorylation
Cellular component (GO): cytoplasm; nucleus
Molecular function (GO): eukaryotic translation initiation factor 2alpha kinase activity; ATP binding
Source: RefSeq, a predicted model, not a curated record